AUGGCAAACUAUGAUUGUUCCCCAUUUGUUUCCAGUCCAAAAUUUUCGAAAUCAACUCGUCAACGCCAUUUUUACGACGAAGCUCAAUUAGCUGUUCUUAACGCAGAGUUUGCUAGAGAUUCGUUUCCCAGCCGAGAAUGUCGACUCCGUAUUGCUUUUUUGAUUGGCGUUUCAAGCAAAUCCGUUAUGUGGUGGUUUCAAAAUCGUCGACGACGUGUGCGCCAAAGAGGAUUUGGAACAGGAGUCACAGUGCAAACUUACGAAACAAGCCGUCAACAGUGUCGAUCAUCCCCGUACGCUCCAUCUCAUCGAAUUCAAAAAGAUAUUUUACCUCAUCGCCUGUCAACGCCUGGGUUGUAUACCCAAACUCUGGAAGAACGUUCGACAAACUGUUGCACGAACGAGACAUCAACGAACUUCCCGCAGUUUCACCUGAACAGCAAAUCAACUGAUUGGACAGGUUACCGUCAGGAGAUUAACCCUCAACCUGCAUUAGUUGGCUAUUUUUCUGGAUACCAAUUUCCUGGAUACCAACCGAGCGAUCAACAAGAGCAAGGCUAUUCUUAUUGGAGUAACUGGGAGGCUCCUACUUCCUACCCAUCCUCUUCAAACACUAUGCAGAAGACAACCAUUCUGUACCCCGAAACGCAAGAUCCGUACAAAUAUACCAACGCUUCAUGUAAUAGUUAUUAACCAACUGAAAAAGAAAAUCGAUGUACUAGUAGUGACACUCCUGUAGUUUCAUCAGUUUCCAAAUAAAUUUUCUUUUGCUAUCUA
This is a messenger RNA of Daphnia magna, 777 nucleotides long. RefSeq names its product homeobox protein YOX1. Gene Ontology annotation, molecular function: RNA polymerase II cis-regulatory region sequence-specific DNA binding; DNA-binding transcription factor activity, RNA polymerase II-specific. Bases 1 to 693 code for a protein of 230 amino acids. Lineage: Eukaryota; Metazoa; Arthropoda; Branchiopoda; Diplostraca; Daphniidae. The transcript has 4 exons. The record is from RefSeq and is a predicted model, not a curated record. Gene Ontology annotation, biological process: regulation of transcription by RNA polymerase II.